AUGUUGGUAGAACUCCAAGUAUCAGAUCGACCCUCUGAAACAGGUAUAACCGAAGAUAUUGACACUAAUACCAUCAUGGAUUUAGAAAAACAAGUAGCAGAUCAUUCGUUUGAAACACAAAUAGAUGAAGAUAUUGAUGCAAAUGGUUAUUUGGAAGCAACAUCUGAAUCCGAGAAAAUAAAUGAUGAUGGUGUGAAUCUUGGAUGUGAUGAAGGUGAAAAUAAUGAUACAUGUAUUAUUGGAAAGGUUUUCGAUACACCCAACGAUGCAUAUACAUUUUACAAUGACUAUUCAUUUUUACAUGGUUUUGGUACACGAAAACAUUGGAAAUUUAAGAACAAGUCAACAAAUGAGCAUUAUCGGAGGAUAUAUGUAUGCAACAAAGAAGGUUUCAAACAAUUGAAAGGUAAUAAUUCAAGUGGAAAGACAAUAAAACGUUGUAGAGAGGUAAGAACUGGAUGCAAAGCAAUGAUUCGCAUUUCAAAACAAAAGGAUGGGAAAUGGAUUGUUGACAAGUUUAAUGACACACACAAUCAUGACUUAAGCAUGACACCAACAAAGGUAAUGAAGCAUAGAUCUCAUGGGAAGUUCCACCGUACAAUGGAAUGUAAAUCUCUUAUGGUGGAACUUGGUCAAUCGGGGUUGAAGCCAUGUCAUAUUAAAAAGGCUAUUAAUGCAUUGAAACCUUUAGAUGAAGUUGAUGUUACGUCAAAGCAAUGUGUUGAUGUCUUAUCCGAACAACGAAAACAAUAUAAGGGAAAGGAGUUUUAUGGACUUAUAAAGCAUUUCCAAGAUAAAGCAUUAUUGGAUAACGACCAUUAUUUUGUCGUAGACUUGUGUGAUGAUGGGUGUCCUCGGAAUAUCUUUUGGGCUGAUGGAAGAUCAAGAGACGCAUAUACUAAGUUUAGAGAUGUUGUUGUGUUUGAUGUUACUUAUAUGACAAACAAGUACAAGAUGCCAUUUGCUCCCUUUGUAGGGGUUAAUCAUCAUGGGCAAUCUAUACUUUUUGGUGGAGCAUUGCUAGAAAAUGAAAAGGAAGAAACAUUUGAGUGGUUAUUUGAGAAUUUUUUAAAAUGUAUGUUUACCAAGUAUCCGAAGGCAAUUAUUACAGAUCAGGAUAAAGCUAUGGGUAAUGCGAUAAAGAAAGUGUUUCCAAACACUCGGCACCGCUUUUGUGACUGGCAUAUUAAAAAGCAUGAGUCUGAACACCUUCGACCAUUUGUUACCCGUUAUAGUGAUUUUCAGGAAUCAUAUAAAGAUUGGGUGAAUAGUGACACCAUUGAAGAGUUUGAAAGCAAAUGGGAAGUUAUACGUAUUAAGUAUAAUUUGGAAAAUAAUUGUUGGAUAAGUCAAAUGUAUAGCCAACGGAUACAUUGGGCUAAAGCCUUUCUUAAAGAUAUUUUCUUGGCUGGUAUGACAACCAGUGGACGAAGUGAGAGUAUUAAUUCCUUUUUUGAUGGAUUUGUCAAUUCGAGCACCAUGUUGAAUGAAUUCGUAAUACAAUAUGACAAAGCAGUUAAGUCUCAAAGGGCAGCCGAAGAAGAUGAGGACUUCAAGACAAUGAACUCAAGAGCAGUUCUUUCUUCUGUGCAUCUAAUUGAAGCAAAAGCAGAAGAAAUAACAUAUCGAGUUGGGCAAAUGAAUAUUGAUAAAAAAUAUUGGAGAAUUGUUAGCUUCCGUUUGGUUGGUCAAAUGAAUGUUAUAUGUUCUUGUGCUAAGUAUGAGAUAUAUGGAAUUUUAUGCAAACAUUGCCUAUAUGUGAUGAAGAAGAGGCAUGUUGAAACACUUCGGAGUCACUAUAUUUUACCUCGAUGGACACUUAAUUUUAGGUACAAAGUGGAUAAUAAUAGUAUUGGACUUGAAGAAAUGAAUAAUGAUAAUGGGGUUAGUGCAUACACUUUAUGGUGUGUUCGUUCCAACUUUACCAAAGUAAUUGAACAAGCGAAAUUCUCCCCUUUAAAGAUAGAAAAAGUUAAUAACGUAUUGAUAAAGCUUUUAGAUGAUCUAACGAUUCAGGAAAAACCAAUAGCAUUUGAAAAUUCAUCGGAAGGUUAUUCUGUGGGACUUUUAGAAAUAAAUAUGACACCUCAGAUAUCUGUCCGAGAUCCUCUUGGUCCAACUAAUACGAAAGGUCGUCCGAAAAAUGCAAGUAGAAUCAAGUCUUCUCUAGAAAUGCCGAAAAACGAACAUGUUCUUACUGUCAGGGAUUGGGUCAUUAUGCCACUAGUUGUUCAAAAAGAAAGGUGA
This is a messenger RNA of Lactuca sativa (garden lettuce), 2247 nucleotides long. The record is from RefSeq and is a predicted model, not a curated record. NCBI's taxonomy places the organism in Eukaryota, Viridiplantae, Streptophyta, Magnoliopsida, Asterales, Asteraceae.